This is a messenger RNA of Acaulospora colombiana, 1038 nucleotides long. The record is from the annotation of a GenBank genome assembly. NCBI's taxonomy places the organism in Eukaryota, Fungi, Glomeromycota, Glomeromycetes, Diversisporales, Acaulosporaceae.
GACGUCUUAGAGCUCCAUAUCCAUUCAGGCCCAGCGAUCAUAGCAGGCGUAUACGACGCACUCUCUACGAUACCUGGUUGUCGAAUAGCCGAACGGGGCGAGUUUACAAGGAGAGCCUUUGAAGCUGGGAAACUAGACUUGACUCAGGUCGAAGGGCUGCAAGACCUCAUCGACGCCGAGACAGAAGAGCAGCGCAAAUGGGCGCUUGGAGCGACACAGGGCACUGUUCGCGACGAAAUUGAGAAGCUGCGAGAUGAGAUUAUCGCGAGUUUGAUGCUCUGUGAGGCAGAGAUAGACUUUGGGGAUACAGAAGAUAUUGACAAGGACAAUAUUGAACAGGCACGAAACAGGGUCGCUUCUCUGCUAGAGAGAAUACAAGGGCACCUCAAAGACAGCAGAAGAGGAGAGAUAAUGCGUUCUGGGAUCAAGGUCGCGAUAUUUGGCGAGCCGAAUGCCGGCAAGAGCUCUCUAUUGAACUGGCUAGCCGCUAUUGUGACGCCUGUCCCCGGUACGACUCGUGACGUUUUGGAGGUGUCUCUCGAUGUCGAAGGCCUUCCUUUGAUUGUCUGUGACACUGCUGGACUUCGAGAAACUCAAGAUGUAGUGGAGAGUAUUGGGGUUGAGAGGGCCAUCAAUGCCGUUCGAGAUGCGGAUAUAGCCCUCUGUGUGGUAUCUAUUCCCGAGAUGGAACGACGUCAUUCUAAUCAGAGUGGCGGAGAAAGUUUACUCGCACAAUGGCCAGCCGAGAUCCAGGCUCUACUUACCGAACAGACGAUGGUGCUAUUCAACAAGGUUGAUCUUGCCGCGCGAUCGGCUCCACAGGACCAGCACCUGGCGCGAUCACUCGAGGGGGCUUGGGGCGCCGAGAUAAAGGCCAACUCGACCAGAAGUCCUACCCACUGGGCGGCGAGUGUGACGACGGGCGAGGGGAUGAAAGAGUUUAUCAAGGGGUUCUCGCAAGCCAUAAAAGAACGGUGCGUACUACCCUUUGGGGCUGAGGUUGGCGACCAAGUUAUCAGGGCCAGGGGGUUGGGUUGA